Sphaerodactylus townsendi is the source of this 7058-nucleotide messenger RNA. It is a transcript of the gene SBF1, whose product is annotated as SET binding factor 1. The record is from RefSeq and is a predicted model, not a curated record. Lineage: Eukaryota; Metazoa; Chordata; Lepidosauria; Squamata; Sphaerodactylidae. The coding region runs from base 134 to 5917 and encodes 1927 amino acids. The transcript is spliced from 43 exons.
UUGGGUCGGGUUCCGCCGUCGAGGCAAGAUGGCGGCGGCUGGAGCGGCGGCCGCGGGUGACGGAGCGGCGGCGGCGGCGGCGGGUCUGGCGCGGAGGGGAUGAGCCGCGGCGCCGCGCUCGGCCGCAGCCGCCAUGGCCCGGCUGGCAGACUACUUCCUGGUGGUGGCCUUCGCGCCGGGCAAGCGCGGGAGUGGGGAUGGCCAAGGGCAGAUACUCCAGCGCUUCCCCGAGAAGGACUGGGAGGACAACCCUUUCCCCCAGGGCAUUGAACUGUUCUGCCAGCCAAGUGGGUGGCAGCUCUUCAGCGAGAGGCACCCCCCCACUUUCUUCAUUGCUGUCCUGACAGACAUCAACUCAGAGCGGCAUUAUUGCGCCUGCUUCACAUUCUGGGAGCCCGUGGAGAGUGCCCAGAACCGUUUGAGGAAUGAGGAAGAGGAGGAGGAGGUGGCGGCGGCAGCCCUCAUCCAGCCUGCUCAGCUAUUUGCCCCUAAAAGUUUGGUGCUGGUCUCCAGAUUGGAUCAUGCUGAUGUCUUCCGGAACUGCCUGGGGCUGAUUUACACCAUCUACGUGGAUGGACUGAGCACCUCCUUGGAGACAGUCAUUGGGAAUCUCUUGACCUGCACCAUCCCCAUCACAGGAGGUACCCAGCCUGGCACAGAGGAUGAAGGAGCGAGGACCAUCUCUCUCGGCGCAGGGGACAGGCAAGUAAUCCAGACGCCCAUCACCGACUCCCUGCCAGUCAGCAACUGCAGUGUGGCUCUCCUCUUCCGACAGCUUGGGAUCACCAACGUGCUCUGUCUCUUUUGUGCUGCUCUGACGGAGCACAAGAUCCUGUUUCUGUCCAGCAGCUACCAGAGAUUGGCGGAUGCCUGUAGGGGCCUGCUUGCCCUCAUGUUCCCCCUGAAGUACAGCUUCACAUAUGUGCCCAUCCUGCCGGCUCAGCUCCUGGAGGUUCUCAGCACACCCACCCCUUUCAUUAUUGGGGUUAGCUCCGCCUUUCAGUCGGAGACCCAGGAACUGCUGGACGUGAUUGUAGCAGACCUGGAUGGCGGGACGGUCACGGUCCCUGAGUGCAUUCACAUCUCUCUGCUGCCUGAGCCACUUCUCCAUCAGACGCGAGGCGCCCUGUCGAUGGUUUUAGACCCCGAGCUGGAGAUUGCAGAUCUGGCCUUCCCCCCCUCCACCAUCUCUGCUUCUUCCCUCAAGAUGCAGGACAAGGAGAUCCGGGCCGUGUUCCUGCGCUUGUUUGCACAGUUGCUGCAAGGCUAUCGCUGGUGCCUGCACAUCAUCCGCAUACACCCAGAGCCCGUCAUCCGCUUCCACAAGGCAGCCUUCCUUGGGCAGAGGGGACUGGUGGAAGAUGACUUCCUCCCCAAGGUGCUGGAGGGUAUGGCGUUUGCGGGCUUUGUGACCGAGCGGGGCCCCCCUUACCGGACUGCUGACCUAUUUGACGAGCUGGUUGCCAAUGAAGCAAAGCGGAUGCAAGCAGACGAAGGCAGCAGGGCUCGGGUUCUGCGCCAUAUCAAGGAGCUGGCGGAGCAGCUGUACAAAAACGAGAACCCGUAUCCUGCCGUGACAAUGCACAAAGUGCAGAAGCCCGCCGAGGGCUGCCACCUGCGCUUGCACCAGAGGCCUUUCCCUCGUCUGGACGAGGGGACUAUCCAGUGGAUCGUUGACCAGGCCACCGCCAAACUCCAGAUGGCUCCCCCAGCAGUGAAAGCGGAGAAGAAGUGCAUGGUGCCAUCCGGGCCUCCUCUUGGUGCCGUCACGGAGCGCAACGGAGUUGUCUUGGCCAACAGUGCCCGUCGGCUGGAGGUGGUGAGGAACUGCAUCACGUACGUCUUUGAGGGCAAGAUGCUGGAGGCCAAAAAGCUCCUCCCUGCUGUGCUGCGGGCCAUGAAGAGCCGGGCCGCUCGGCAGUGUCUGACUCAGGAGCUGAACCUGCACGUGCAGCAGAACAGGGCCGUGCUGGACCACCAGCAGUUCGACUUCAUCGUCCGCAUGAUGAACUGCUGUCUGCAGGACUGCAGUGCCACAGACGAGCACGGGAUUGCUGCAGCGCUUCUGCCACUGGUCACUGCCUUCUGCCGCAAACUCAGUCCUGGGAUCACGCAGUUUGCCUACAGCUGUGUGCAGGAGCACUUGGUGUGGACCAAUAUCCAGUUCUGGGAGGCCAUGUUCUACUGUGAUGUGCAGAACCACAUCCGGGCUCUGUACCUGGAGGGCGCGGAGGAGAAUGGUGCACAGAAGGGAGGCGAAGACGGCCCACAGAAGGAAAAGUCAGCACUGGAGAUUGCCGCGGAACAGUGUUGCUACUGGCCAACCUUUAGCCGUGAGAAGCAGCAGGAGCUGAUUCAGAAGGAGGAGAGCACCGUCUUCAGCCAAGCCAUUCACUACGCUAACCGCAUGAGCUACCUGCUGCUGCCCCUGGACACCAGCAAAAGUCGGCUGCUGCGGGGCUCAGGCCUGGCGGAUGUGGAGAGCGUCAGCAACAGCUUCAUCACCAACAGCAUUGCCGGCAGCGUGGCCGACAGCUAUGACACGGAGAGCGGCUUCGAGGAGGCUGAAAGCUCUGAUGUGGCCAACUACGUGGUACGAUUCAUCAACCGCUUUGUGGACAAAGUCUGCACCGAGAGUGGGGUCACCAACGAGCACCUCAAGGGGCUGCACGUCAUGAUCCCUGACAUUGUCCAGAUGCACAUUGAGACCCUUGAUGCUGUGCACAGAGAGAGCAAGCGACUGCCCCCGAUACAGAAGCCCAAGCUACUCCGGCCGAGCCUGUUGAUCGGGGAAGAGAGCGUGAUGGACGGCCUCCGUGUGUAUCUCAUGCCUGACGGGCGGGAAGAAGCUGCUGGGGGGAACAUGGGUGGCCCCGCUCUGCUCCCUGCGGAAGGAGCCGUCUUCCUCACCACCUACCGCAUCAUUUUCAAGGGCACCCCAACGGACCCCUUAGUUGGGGAGCAGGUGGUGGUGCGCUCCUUCCCCAUCGCUUCCCUGACCAAGGAGGAGAAGAUCGCGGUCCAGGCUCAGGUGGACCAGUUCAUCCAGGAGGGCUGUGCUCAGCUCCAGCUGCGCUCCUGUACAUUCCAGUUGCUGCGCAUUGCCUUCGAUGAGGAGGUGGCCUCUGAGAGUGCAGAGAUCUUCAGGAAACACCUGAGCAAACUGCGCUAUCCCCAGCACGUCUCUGACUCCUUCGCUUUCACAGCGGGCCAGUUGACCAAGCAGGCCGUGCCGGCCAAGGCCAAGGAGAAGAACCCCUCGCUCAGGACCAUCUCCAGGAUCCUGGUGAAGAAUGCGAAGAAGACGAUUGGCCGUCAGUAUGUCACCCGCAAAAAAUACACUCCCCCUCCCUGGGAGCAGCGUGGCACCCAGCAGCCCUUCCCCGAGGAUCAGGAGGACGAGAUCUCAGUGUCCGAGGAAGUGGAGAGAAGCACCCUGACGCCCUCCACCACCAUCAGGCCCUCGGACAAGAUGACCAUGAGUCACCUGGUGGAGCGGGCCUGCUGUCGGGACUACCAGCGCCUGGGCUUGGGCACGCUGAGCAGCAGCCUCACCCGCUCCAAGAACGAGCCCUUCCGCAUCUCCACUGUCAACCGGAUGUAUGCGGUCUGCCGGAGCUACCCGGGGCUGCUGAUUGUCCCGCAGAGCAUUCAAGACAACACCAUUCAGCGGAUCUCGCGCUGCUAUCGCCAGAACCGCUUCCCCGUGGUGUGCUGGCGCAGCUCCCGCACCAAGGCCGUCCUGCUCCGCUCGGGCGGGCUGCAUGGCAAAGGUGUGGCGGGCCUCUUCAAGUCGCAGAAUGCUCCUGCCACAGGCCCUUCCCAAGCAGACUCCACCAGCCUGGAGCAAGAGAAGUACCUGCAGGCCGUCAUCAACUCCAUGCCCCAUUAUGCCGAGGCCGGCGGCCGCAACACUCUCAGCGGCUUCACUUCAGCCCAGAUGAGCAGCUCGGAUUCUUCUGAGAAGCGGCAGCCCAAGCUGGGAUCCCUGAUGAAGCAGGUGAUGGGAGGGAAGGACGAAGGGCCCGGCACUGUUAGCCGUGGAGCACUAGGUCACCGAGCUAGGGUCAUUACCCUCUCCAGCCCCAAGAGCCCGUCGGCAAAGGGACGUGACUCCCCCCGAGGCAAGUGGGGCAGCAUCCGAGCCAGCGGGCGCAUGAGCAGCUAUGCCCUCAACAUGGACGUCGGUUCCCGCUUGGCAGGGAAGGAGCUGCUGGGCGCUCAGCCGAACGGCUCCCCCUCCGAGGCCAGCUUCCUGCGCCAGCACCGGGCUUUGCUGUACAUCAUUGGAGACAAGUCCCAGCUCAAGGGAGUGAAGCCUGAUCCGUUGCAGCACUGGGAGGUGGUGCCAAUUGAGGUCUUCGAGGCACGGCAGGUCAAGACCAGCUUCAAGAAGCUGAUGAAGGCCUGUGUGCCGGGCAACCCCACUGCAGAGCCCGGCGUGACCUUCCUGCGCUCCCUGGAGGAGUCCGAGUGGCUGGUGCAGAUCCACAAGAUCCUGCAGAUCUCGGUGCUUGUGGUGGAGCUGCUGGACACGGGCUCCUCGGUGCUGGUCAGCCUGGAGGAGGGCUGGGACAUCACGACUCAGGUGGUGUCUCUGGUGCAGCUGCUGUCAGACCCUUACUACCGAACCAUGGAGGGGUUCCGGCUGCUGGUUGAGAAAGAGUGGCUGUCCUUUGGGCACCGAUUCAGCCAUCGAGGGGCGCAGACCUUGGCUAGCCAGAGCAGCGGCUUCACUCCCAUCUUCAUCCAGUUCCUGGAUUGUGUCCAUCAGAUCCACGCGCAGUUCCCCCUGGAGUUUGAGUUCAGCCAGUACUACCUGAAGUUUCUCAGCUACCACGCUGUGUCCGCUCGCUUCCGGACUUUCCUGCUGGAUUCUGACUACGAGCGACUAGAGCUGGGCCUCCUAUAUGAAGAGAAGGGGGAGCGGAAAGGGUCGCCCCAGCUCUUCAGGUCUGUUUGGGACUACAUGGACCGCCUGAACAAGAAAACGCCCGUCUUCUUCAAUUACAUGUAUGCCCCUGAGGAUGGGGAGGUGCUCCGUCCGUACAGCAACAUCUCCAACCUCAAAGUGUGGGACUACUACACACAGGAGACCCUGUCGGAGGGCCCGUCGUAUGACUGGGAGCUGAUCCAGGGCCAAGUGGAGCCCAGCGAGGAGGCCGGGCAGCAGGACACCGCUGCCCCCCAGAGCAGGCGCAAGGUCAUCUGGCCCUGCUAUGACAACUGCAGCCGCUGGGAGCCCGACGCCAUCUCUCGGCUGCUGGAGGAGCUCCAAAAUCUGGAAAUGGAGCUGGGGCAGGUCCCAGAACGUUGGAAAGAGAUGUGGGACAAAGUGAAGGCCUUCCAGCGGUCGGAGGCCCAGUCAGACUCCAGCAGCAGAGUGGUAGCCAGCUCCUUGCUGAUGGCCGCCAGCCUGCCGCACCAGCGGCGCUCUCUGGGGGUCUGCCUGCGAGAGAGCGGGGUCAGCUCCACGAUCAACCUCAGCCUGGACAGUGAUGCCAGCAGCACCUCCACCCCGUCCAGUGGGAAGCAGGGGGGCCGCCGAAGCACCAGCACCCUCUACAGCCAGUUCCAGACAGCAGAGAGCGAAAACCGAUCCUACGAGGGGACGCUUUAUAAAAAAGGAGCCUUCAUGAAGCCCUGGAAGCCACGGUGGUUCGUGCUGGAUAAAACCAAGCACCAGCUGCGGUACUACGAUAGCCGCCUGGACACGGAGUGCAAGGGGGUCAUUGACCUGGCGGAGGUGGAGUCCAUCACUCCAGGCACUCCCACCAUGGGUGCUCCCAAAAUGGUGGAUGAAAAGGCUUUCUUCGAUCUGAAGACGACAAAGCGUGUUUACAAUUUCUGCGCCCAGGACGUGCAUCUGGCCCAGCAGUGGAUUGACCGCAUCCAGAGCUGCUUGUCUGAUGCCUGAACCUGCCCCAUGGCUGCCCAAGUGGGCCUCAGCAAGUGGCAAGGUCCGGGCAGGAUUGACGGAGGGGUGCAUCGGGAGCAGGCGCCCCUCCCUGUGGCCCCAGGCUGCUGUCCCUGUGGGGUCAGAGUCUGUCUGUUGCACUGUGGUCAGGAUAAGCUUGGGGGAGCAAAGUGCCAGGAAGUGCCAGAGGAGGAGUCUCCACCACCCCCAUAACUGCCCUAGAGAUUUCACCUUCCACACUUUCGCAGGGGGCGGGGGGGGUGGUUGCCUCCUGUCGCUUGCUGGUCUCUCUGCCGAGAGAAGCCUCUGCUCUGGUAGGGAAAGAGAAAUGGGCCCGGUGCUCAGUCCCUGUGCUGCCAAAGUGGGGGUGGGGGCAGAGAUGGCGGAGCGGCAGAGAGUCCGCCAGCGCUGGGGCCUGGUGAGUGGCAGCAUCAGGGCCUUGGGCCCACAGCUCCUGGCUUUGAUAUGCAGGAGAGUAACUGCCCUUGACGGAGAACGAGACAUCACCAGAGAUGAAGAAUGCCAGAUACUGGCAGUAUGAAAAUGGGUGGGGGUGGGGAUUAUCAGCUUUGAGUUGCCCAUCCCUCAUUUGAUGCCACUUAUUUUCGGCCAACACACUGGAGCCUCCGGUGGCAUCCUUGGAGAACGGCCAUCUGUCUCUCGGAUGUCUUGUUGGCCACGCAAUGCAACUGGUGGCCCCAGGAUGGUUUUUCCCUUUCUCCAUCUUCCCUGUACAGUAGGUUAUCAUCCCAAAGCAAAUCAUGUUCACGCCUCUCUUCAUGGGUUGAGGAACUCCCUCACCCCACAUUAUUGAUUGCAGUACUGGUUUGGCAAACAGUACAAUCUCCCCGUUUACAUGAAUGGUUUAUUCUAAGCCCUGAGGCAUUGUACAGACCCUUCUGCCACCUUCCCCACCUUCCCCUUCUCCCACUUUUUAAAUUCGUACCGUAAAGGCGGAGGCCGGGUAAUGCGGACUGUUGUGAAUUGCAGGGUUUUGUAACUUACCGGAGCGGUUGUAGAUUAUUGAAGUUUCUGUACAUUGUGUCAAACCUACAGAGUCCUUGUAUUGUAUUGUGCCUAGAGGAAAAAUAUAUGAAGAGGAAAAAAACUUAAUUGAAUUUAAUAAAAAAAAUAAAUACCA